This is a messenger RNA of Telopea speciosissima, 5481 nucleotides long. Its product is annotated as protein SCAR2-like. Bases 159 to 5063 code for a protein of 1634 amino acids. The record is from RefSeq and is a predicted model, not a curated record. Gene Ontology annotation, cellular component: cytoskeleton. Gene Ontology annotation, biological process: positive regulation of Arp2/3 complex-mediated actin nucleation; actin cytoskeleton organization. NCBI's taxonomy places the organism in Eukaryota, Viridiplantae, Streptophyta, Magnoliopsida, Proteales, Proteaceae. Gene Ontology annotation, molecular function: protein kinase A regulatory subunit binding; Arp2/3 complex binding. The transcript is spliced from 10 exons.
AUUCCAUUAAAAAUCCCAGAAUCCAAUUAAAAUUCUCUCUCUCUGUCUGCAGAGAGAUUUUUCUUCUGCAGCUUUAAUGGCGAGAAUGUAGCGGUGAAGUCAGACAAGGGAGGACCGAAGCUUAGAAAAAUUAGGGUUUUUGUAUCUUUGGGAACGAAAUGCCGUUGACGAGGUACCAGAUAAGGAAUGAGUAUAACUUAGCGGAUCCGGAGCUUUACAGAGCUGCCGAUAAAGAUGAUCCCGAAGCUAUACUUGAAGGUGUCGCACUGGCAGGUCUCGUUGGUGUGUUGCGUCAGUUGGGAGACCUUGCUGAGUUUGCUGCACAGAUAUUCCACGACUUGCAUGAAGAAGUGAUGGCUACUGCUGCCAGAGGCCAUGGUCUGAUGCUCCGUGUCCAACAACUCGAGGCAGAAGUUCCAUCAAUUGAGAAGGCAUUUCUCACUCAAACCAGUCAUUCACUAUUCCUUCUCAAUGCAGGUGUUGACUGGCAUCCUAAUCUGAGAAUGGAUGAAAAUCUGAUCACUCGGGAAGAUUUGCCUCGAUGUGUUAUGGACUCCUAUGAAGAAUGUCGAGGUCCACCUCGGUUGUUCUUGCUGGACAAGUUUGAUGUUGCUGGUGCUGGAGCAUGUUUAAAGCGGUACUCUGAUCCAUCAUUCUUUAAGGCAGAAUUUACCUCCUCUGAGACAAUGGGAGCAGAUAUUCAAAGGGAAAAGAAAGCUCGCAAAGUCAAGAAGAAAGGAUCACGCUGGAGGAAUGGAGAGAACACAGAGGUUUACCCAACAUCACAUGCCAAAUUGCAUCAGUUGCUUUCAAAGGAGCGUAAUUCGGAUAAUAAUGCACUUAUGCAGCAUGUGAAACUGAAGAAGAGACAAUUGAAUGGAUUUCUUUCUGACUCAACUACAGGGAAAAGCUAUAUGGAGAGAUUUGUAGAGACCAAUUCACCUGAGAAAAAUAUUUCUUGUGAAAAUUCUUUAGCUCUCCCACCGCUGAAUAUGGAAUCCAGCAAUACAUGUGAACUUGGUCUUGAAAUAUGUGAAAUCAGUACUGCUAGUCCUGCUUCUAACUUUAUGCAGAGAAAAAGAGGCCUACAUUCAUCUGCUGAGAGACAGGAAACAGCAUUGGAACAGUCCAUGUAUGACUUGCAUGAGGAUGUUAUGAAGGAAGGCAUUUUAGAGAAGUUGCAUGAACCAAUGUGUGAUAUUGAGGUAGAAAAACUUCCUUCCAGCCUUUAUAAAUUGGAGGAUCAAAAGGAAUUAGUGGUUGAUGUUGAAAUCCAAAAAGAAACCAGUGUUGAUGGAUACCAAUCUGAUGAUAUCACCAGUGAGGUGGACAAUUACAUGGAUGCCCUUCCCACCAUGGAGUCUGAAAUGGAGACGGACACUGAUAUUAGACCAAAUAAUGAUCAAGGCUUCUUCAACAUGAAGAGACAUGGGAUGGAUUCUGACACAAAAGAAGAACAGCAGAAACAUCAAGAUCAAUUUUCAGACUCCCACUCCAUUGGAAAUUCCAUUGAAUCAGAUGAGUAUAAUUUGUGCAAAAAAGGAAGAUAUGGUCCUCCUGGUCGUGAUGUAGUUGCUGAAGUGGUUACAUCUGCUGGAACAUGCCCAACUGAAAUUGUGGAUGCAUCGUCUGAAAAGCCCUCUGCAAAUGAUAAUACUUUGGUAACUGAAUCUUUGGAGUAUGCUGUCCCCAGUGGUUCUUGCAUUGAAGUAUCAGAGAUACCAAGUUCUGGUUCUGAAGCUGUAGAAGCAUCUCCUGAUUCCUGUGUUACAGAUUCAACUUCUACUGCCUCUUAUCAUUUAAUUCGGGGAGCCAAUUUGAAUGAAUUUCAGUUACAGGGGCCAGAUUUUGUUGGAUACAGAGAUCCAUCUUCUAAUACAGAAGAAGAUACUGAAAAUCUGGUCGGUGAUGUACCUUGCACAACUAAUUUAUCUGAUUUUGCUUCCAAGACGAAAGAUGAUACUCUGGCUGAAGAAUUUGGGAAAAGCCAACUGGUGGAAGUAAUGGAUGGUUUGACCCGUGAAGUAUCUUCUGAUGCUUCGCUGCAUCGAUCCGACAUCUCAGGCCUUGUGGUCGCAAGAAAAUACGAUGGUGGUACCCUUGACACAGUUUUUCCUACCAAAUGUGCUGAAGUUGCUCCUACUGAUAAUAUUAAUAGAAACAAUGAUUUACCACAUUCAAUUAUUUUGGCCACAGAUGAGCAGCUUUCUUGCUUGGAAAGACUGGAUGUCGAAGUUUGUUCAAGUACUAAGCUACCUGAAUGUUUACAAGCUUCUACCAACACUGAUGAUCUGGAUGAUUUGAAGUCUGAUAGAUCUUUGGAAACAGAUACUGGAAUCCAAACCAGAGAAAAACCAGAAUAUGUGGCAUCAGCAUUAGAUAUUCAGAAGACUGGUAAUCACCUCUCAGAAAUGACAGAAGAGGUUCCACCUCAAAUGGAUUUAGAAGUAGGUAGUGGGAGUUCUGGAGUGAACACAUUGUACAAUAAUCUGGAAGUAUCAUCUAAUACGCCUGAUGGUGGGGUCAGUGAUGAGCCUACACUUGAUGUAGUCCAAUCGAACUCCGGUGGUUCAGUGGGAAAGGAUGCUUCUUCAUCUCCUGAAUUUCCUUCUCUAUAUUUAACACCUGACUCUCCAAAAACUGCAUCAGUGACUGAUUAUAGUUUGCAAAUGGACAGUUUGAGUGACACUAUUAACGCAGAGGCUGAUGCUGAUAGUGUUAUGUAUCGGAAGCUUAUUGGUUCAUGGAAUUACAUAAAACAGCAAGAAGAAUGCCCUCUGGGCAGCAGGGACGGGGGCGGUUUAUUAAGUGAGAUUUAUGCACAGUUGGAUAAUAUGGAAUCUGUAAGAGUGCAUGCGGAGGCUGGUGAUGAAGAUACUGCUGUUUGUGAGCUCCUGGUUGGUUCCCCAUCUAGAAAUCAUGUAAAGUUGGAAGAUAAAUGUCCUGCUAGCAAUGGAAAUGUUUGUGAUAUAGAAAAUGAAGUUCAUUCAAAGUUGGACAAUUUGACUACUGAUAUAGCUCACACAGAGGCUGAUGAUGCUGAUGCUGCUGAUUGUCCAAACCGGAUUGGUUCUUCAUCGAAGAUUCAGAUGAAGUUGCAUGAAGAAUGUCUUAGAGAUGCAGGUUCAGAACAGUGUAAACUGGAAACAGCUGAGGCUUGCAAUCCAAAGUUUCUUAUCGGGGAAGAUGCUCAAAAAGAAAAAAAUCAACUGGUAGCCACUUCCACGAACUUGGAUGUUCAAGUGUAUAACUCGGAGUCCCAUAGUCCUUCCAGUUCUGAAUUUCCAUAUGAUGUUCAUGUUUCACUGCCAGUUCAACAUCCCCAAGGUCAUUUGCAUCUCAUGGAUAUCACUGAGGUUCCUAAAUCUUCAGUGGAAAUGGAUAAACAAUUACAAUUUGCUCACCAAAUUCAGCCUUCCGAGAGUGCAGAAGGUCCCGUUUGUACUUCAUUAUCCAACCAAGAGCUAAGGAUUCCUUCAGAACAAGCCCUGGUAGUAGAAUCUCGUCAACUCAUUAUGGAGUCUUUGGAUGGACAAGCGGAAUAUCCGAAGGGCAGGGAUCAGAAUUGCUUCCCUAGUUUUCCAUAUGAGAUUUCUUGGUUUGAGAAAACAGAACCUGUUAAACAGACAGAUCCAGAUGGCUCUUCUGUUGGUGCUUCUGAGAUUUGUUGCAUCGACCCUCUCAAGCAACCUCUAGAUUUUCCAUCAGUACCAACCAGCCAUAAUAUGUUGACUUGUGAGCCAACCAUAGUACCCUUGGCUUCAAGCUUUCCUAGCUUUGACAUGUCUGGAACAGGCCAUGAACAAUCAUCGAAGCAACAGCCAUCACAAGGUCUGAAUGUUGCUCAAGCUAAUCUGGAAGCACCGCCACUGCCACCUCUACCUCCUCUACAAUGGAGGGUUGGAAAGUUGCAACAUAGCUCGCUUACAGCAGAGGGAGGAAUGGUGCAACCAAGUCUGAACCCAUUCUUACCUCUAGGUUUCACACCAUUAGGAGGAGAAAUUGUACAACCUCUGAACCCAUUUUUACCACUGAAUUCCAGAGGAGAAGGGAAGAGUCAACAUGGUUCCAAGGCGUCAUGGGAAGACAUACUGCACCUGGACCUGAACCCAUUCUCAUCACAAUUGCCUUCUGUGGUAGCUGAUGCAAAUAAUAUAGAGGGUUCCCAAACUUCAGAGGUACAAGAGAUCCAACAUCCGAACCCAUUCUUGCCAUUGCCUGCAACUGAGGAUGAGAAGCAUGAACAUGAUUCGCUUCCUUUAGGGGAAGAAAAAGCGAAGCCUAGUUUGAAUUCAUUUGCCCCUUCACCAACUACUGAAGAAGUAAGACCCCCUUCUGAUACUUCACAGGGAGAAUCUUGUGAUCUUCCAAAUCUGUCAGAGCCAGAAUCAAAUAUGAAUGAUGGGACUAUAAAAGAUGAGGAGCCUCUAAACUUGAGUGCACCAUCAAUCAUAAAAGAGGAGGAAUAUCUGAACUCAUUUGCACCUCUGAACUCAUUUGCACCACCAACCGUAGAAGAGAAGGAGCCUCUGAACUCGAUUGCACCAUCAAUCAUAAAAGAGGAGGAAUCUCUGAACUCGUUUGCACCACCAACUAUAGAAGAGGAGCCUCUAAACUCGAUUGCACCAUCAAAUAUAAAGCAUGGGGAUCCUGCAGAUAGUUCAUUAACAUUGGAAGGAGAAAUGCCUUCAAAUGCAUCUACGUCAUUCCAAAAUAGAGAAGUUGGGGUUCCAAAUGGAAAACCUCCUAAGAAGCAACCCCGGCCUAGAGAUCCUCUAAUUGAAGCUGUUGCUUCUCAUGACAGAAGCACGUUGAGAAAGGCGACAGAGCGGACUCGUCCUCAGAUUGCACCUAAGUUGGAGGAAAGGGAUUCAAUGCUGGAACAGAUAAGAACAAAGUCCUUCAACCUGAAACCUGCGGGAAAACCAAUGCUCACAACACGACCCAGCAUUCAGGGUCCUAGAACCAACUUGAAGGUUGCUGCUAUUUUGGAGAAAGCAAAUGCCAUUCGCCAGGCAACAGCUGGGAGUGACGAAGAUGAUGAUAAUUGGAGUGAUUCUUGAUUGCCAUGCACUCAGGCUAUUCAGGGCUACCAUUGUGGCCUCGAGCAGAGCAAUCUGCUUUCUGGUGCUAGUCCCUCCAAAUUAAAAUGGUCAAAGAAGCGAGAAAAUUUCAGUUACUUCCAUUGUCUAUCCCAUGUUGCUUUCUAUCCCUGUAUAAUAUUCUUUCUUCCCUAUCCCACCCCCACCUCCCAAAAAAAGAAAGAGAUGAAGAAAAGAAAAAUGCUCUUUUUCUAUUGAAAAAUGUAUUAUGUUUUGUAUUUCUACCCACAGGAAGAAAGGGAGAAGGAAAACAGAAAAUGAAUCCCAAUGGCCUGUGGGAUCAAAUGGUGGAUACGUGCAUGACUUUGGAGUGGGGCGUUUCAUCGUGUAAGUGAUGUAUCAUUUUUCUAUACAAAUAUAGAUAUGUAGAGAGAGAGAG